GAUUUGCAAAUCCCCUUCUAAGGUGCAUCUGACGCACAAAGGGCCCUGCUCCUAUAAUGUCAUACUCUAAAACUUCCAACAGAAAUUAAGCAUGGGCGAGUCAGUUGCAGAGAUAAAACAAACGGUUACGGUUGGCGAGGGACAAAUAAUUGCGAGCAAACAUGAAACCAAACGUUUGACCCAGGACGGCGCACACCAAAUGAACAACGAAGGUCGUGCCAGAGUGACCACAGAGACACAGGUGGAUUUGAUGGAAAAGAUAGUUGUGACAAAUGACACUCUGGUCGGCUGGCCAAUACGAUUAUCUUCCGUGAAUGUACACGAGCACGAGGAACAGCAAAUUGUCAGUUUGGAUGAUGCGCGACAGGCGGCUUCUCCAACAAAAGCUAACGUGGAAUCCAGUAGUAAACCAAUGGAAUUUAACGAUGGCGUAAUCCAACCAUCGCUGUCAAUGUCGGUGCAAGUAGGAAGUGUGUUUAACCAUCAGUUACUCAACGGCACCGGUUUUAACAUACAAACGAGGGUAGAACUCAGAAGUACCUCACCAGAGCAUAAUUUUAUGGUACAAAAUGUGGUUGGCUCAUUCACCUUCACUGCAGACCCAGAGGGAACUGAACUCCCGGCCCCUUCGGGGCCUGCAAGUGAGAGGGUAGAUCAACCAGUGAGUCAAGGGCAAAGUGCGACGAAUAGCGUCAUAAGAGCUGUAGAAAUUGAAGACUCAAGAACCGAAGUAUCUCAAUCAGAACACACAAUAACGGAGAGCAAAUUAGUGGCUCGGACAACGGAAAAUUUUGAAAACAAACACAUGCAUGGAUCUCAAGUCGGUCAGGGAGGUAUUUGGAUCAAAAACGAUGAAGCGUUAAGUAAACAAGGCUCUGAUUUGCCCCAAUACAGUGUAAUGAGUGAGCCACCAGCUAAGACAGAGAGACAGCAUUCAUGUGUAGCGGAUUGUGCAUGCCCUUUCUCACAGGCGGAGUUAAUUGGUGGUCAAGCAACUGUUUGUGAUGAGUUGCCACAACAGGUGGUUCAGACACAGUACGAAGGCGUUGGCCCCUUAGGUGUAACAGUGGAUCGUGUUCCAGUGUCAAAGUCAGAAGAGAAUAUCGAACUGAAGUUGGGCCACCUAGCCUCGGCACAGUCCCAAGAGUCAGAGCGACUGGAGUCGAGGUUCGGUGAGGUUCCGCUGCAAGCCACACAGGCUGAUGAUGUAGAUCGACAGGAGCCAGCGACAGGUAUAUUGCACAACACACGCGCCGAACACAAUCCUUCAGUUAAGCUGAUUGGUGUUUCAGAUGAAGACAAGGCUGAGUCGCUGAUUGUGUUGGCAAAAACGGCCGAAGAGAACAAACCAGUGAGCGAAAAUGAGGUUGAAGGAGCAGUGAAAUCUGAGAGAUCCUCUACAAAAGAUACCCCAACCUUAGUGGAGUCGUAUCAAAUGGAUCGGAUAGAGGAGAAACCGAUGUCUACAUCACAUUCGGUGCUUAAUGUGGUGGACUCGGGGGAAGAAACGGUCGUUGCUACAAAGGUAGAUCAAGACGAACAGUGGGCAGAACAAUCAGUUAAGGGUCCGUUAUCCGAAACCCUACAAGAACCGGUGUCAGCAACGAGUCCAGAAGUAUUGGAUGUACCACAGAGUGAAAAACAGAAUGUGCUACAGUCACCUGGAGGUUCACAGACAGAACAACCCCUAGAAGUGCACUACAGUGGACAAAUCUCUGACGAAGCUGUUUCGGGAAAGUCCAAAUCUGAAGAGCAGUUAUAUCAGCAAGUGGCCCGAAGAAUAACCAACGAUGUAUUGCAAAAAUCACAGCAACAAACGCUCCAGCAAAGUAGACGGUCUAGUGAAGAGCCGAUGAAUGAAUUCCCCACAGUGGAAAUGCCAGGUGAUUGCGCACCUUCAAUAGACCUGCAAUCGACAGCAGCACCAGUGUUAGCGGCCCAGCAAAACAUGUGGCCAGAAGAAGGGUUGGACCCAGUGCCGAAAAUAGUGCCAACGAAAACAAUGAGCAACGUCGACUCUUCCAAACAGUCCCCCAUGCUACGUGAUGCGCAAGUGAACACGGGACGUGAGUUGUCCCCUGCAACUGAAGAUGAAGUGAACAACGAAUCUGAGUGGUCGCAUUCCAUGCAUCACUACAGGCAUCAUCACCGACACUACCGCGCAGGCUCCGGUGGUGAAAGAACACACCACAGCGGAUUCAGCCCUCCUUGCUGUGGUGCUCGAAAAGAGGCCCAGUCUAACCGAGUUGUGUGCCACUUCGGUCAUGGAAAGACCAGAUCACACAAGCCCAAGAGGUUGUCACGCUCUUGCACCCAAUUGAGAGGACAGGAAAUGGUUUUGUGUGGCUGCAGCCGAUGUUGUGGAUCGGCGGUACCUUAUGAGGCAGGUGCUGGACUUCGUGUUGUGGAAGACCAUUCAGAUGACACAAGUUCCACCACACAAACAGCAAGUGAAACGUCCGAAAUGCAGCGUAUGACCAUGACGCUGUUGACGACGAUAGCAACAACAGCGGAACUGCUGAGAAAGCAAUAUAAGAAGCAAAAGGUGCUGAACGCAAAAGCAACAGGAAAACGUCCCAAACGACUGGAUAAGGGAGAGCCAACAGACGUUAAUCGUAUUAUGCAUCAGAAUGAUCUAGAAGGCGAUGAAAUUCAUGGAGUGCAAAACACAAGUUGCGCUGAGCCGUACUCAAUUCACGACAGUGCAAUGAGGUAUCCGGAAUUCGUGCAAAAUUUCAGGAUUACUAUUCCUGCAGAAUGGCUUUCCGUCAAUAAAAACAAAAAUGUUACGGGCCGCCUAGAAUCCGGCAGAGAGCACGGAGUACAGUGCGAUUUAACAUCACAGUCACAGCAGUUGAGUGAAGAGUUCUACGGUUUAGGAAGCCGGUUCAGAAAUAUAAACAAACCAUUCGAGCAUAACCCAUAUGAAAGUGAGGUACGAGGAAGAUUGGGCCAAAAACACAGAGAACAGCGCCAUUUAAAAGUGGGCGUGUAUGAACAAAGAAGCUUGAGAAAAGGCCGAAGAGUUAAGGCGAAAUUCGCGGAAGAGUGCAGGCAUUCAGUAUCCGGUUCACUUUUACCAUGCACAGUACAGGAGAUUGCCGAAGAAGACUUAUCGCUAAUGUUGACAACGGUGAAUUGUUGCUUGGAAACGACACGAAACUCACAGGCGGAUAGCGAGUUAGACAAAGCACGCAGUUCCACGGCGCUUGAAAAACCGAAAUCGCCGGCUGAGAUGUAUGACACAGUUGCCUCCGCCGAACAGGGUAAAAUGAGCAGCGAAGACUUUUUGCACUAUGGAAUGGAAGUUAGAUCACCGAGCACACCGAGUGUGGUAAUAGACCACUCGUGUCCAUCGCAACCAGGUACCCCAAGCUACGAUACCUCGUACGUGACUCCUUCCAUACAAUCCAGGCAGUCAAUAGUGGACCAGUGCAUCCUAGGACCACAAGAAAACGACUUAUCUAAAAGGGGAUGGGCGCCGGUUAGCAACUCAGCAUACUUAUGGUGUGCGAGGGAAGGCCGCCAUGCACGGAUGAUUUCAGUACAAUUCAACCAAGAAUGUUCAAAGCCGAACCCAUCUGCCGGAAAUGAGACGCUGCUGAAUGGCAUUUACUCUAAACCGGUUUGGCACGACUGCGCAUCCGCGCGAGAUGGCGCAAGAGAGCACCAAACACUACAACCUAAAGUGAAACAUAGUAUCGAUCUGGUAAAUUUAUCGAAUAAAUCCAACUCUUCCGACCCAGAUCAUGUUCACAAAGAGUCAACACCGGUAACAAUAUCGCUAAGCAUGCAAGCCAAUUGGACGAAGGAGGACGCCAACGGAAUAAAGCACAGUGGAGUCACAGAGUCCGGCCAGUGUACAGAAAUACAAGACUCAACGCAGAGCUCAGGUCUCGCAACAAGAUACGAUCAACAGCCAAGCGACAGAGAGGUGCCCAACAGCUGGGCAGCAUUGACCACAGAUACAGCGGAUUUGAUUCGAAAAACUGUACAAUGUCGACUAAAUCUUUAAGAAAAAGACAAACCACAUUGUUUCUUUAAACGAUGGAAGUGUGAACAACGAACGGCCUUGAAGACCACUCAGUUCAUCUCACGAAUUUGGGAGCAUGAAACAAGCAAAUACGAAUAAUGCAGCUGACGAAGAGUCAGGGAGUGAAUGUGAGCUACUUUCACCGGAGCAGAGGGCUCAGACGGACCAAUCGAACGCCGGUCUAAGUCCAUUGGGCGAGGUGCCACGCGUUUACCCGGAUGUUGAGGAUAUCGAACGUCUACCAGUCACGGACCGUGAGCGGUACCUCUCGUUACCAGCACAAAACAGAUGGACAGGAGGGACAUCGUCCGGGUGCAGAAGGCGCAGCGGUGGCCAACUGUGUUGUCAUUGGAAGUACACGGAGCAUGGAAGACGAAGCAGGCGAACGUUUUCAUUUCCGCAGGCUAGCAGACCGUUCAGACUGUAUCCACUGCCUCGCUCGGAGUACGUGAAGCCGGUCUGUGCCCGCUGUUUGACCAGCAGACCACAUACACAGGGGACACAAUUUGGCGAUGUAAGGCACACAGCCAGUUCUAUUCAUUCGAGUAACCUGUUUGCAGGAUUAUUUGACUGGAUGAAGGGGUUAUUCAGUCGACCACCAUCUGAAGCAACCCAUACGCCAUCCUACAUGGAGGAUAAAAUACACCGGUACGGUGCGCAUAAGGAGGAUAGAUUACGGCGAUCGAGUUCGGCGAGGUCCGAGAGAGGGAAAAUUUCAAGAGCACCGAGCUCCAUCAUACCAGACUUAUCCAGUCAAAUAGACGUCAGUCUGGACAACCAGACAGAAGAUAAUGAGCAAUCACGGAGUGCAAACAGUACAAUAGCGGAGGCAUCACCUACGUUCCAAACGGCAUUCCAAGCCUCUGUUCAUAUAAAGCAUUUUGAUACGACAACUACAUACUAUACACCUCGAGAUCGAACAAAAUCUGCCCCGGGACCAUCGGAUACACUGUACGGUAUUCCACAGGAGGUAGAGGAAAUAAGCCCCAACGGAGUCCUUACCGGUUUUACUCCGUCAUUGAUUUCUAUCCCGUCCAUGGGGUAUACUACAUACCGAACACCAACAUCCGAGCAGCAGGUUAUGCGCGGCGCGGAAUCAAAUGGAACAAAAUCAGCAAAGACAGAUGAGGCUGUGCACGAGCAACUGACCGAGAAAACGUUGGGACAUGUCCCUUCUGUUACUGGGAUAUCACCAAGCGCAGCGGAUAAACUUUCGCAGAACAAUCCAUACUCGGAUAGUUCCACGGUACAGCAAGCUGCAGAGUUUGUGUCAGAAUACGACGUACCAUAUACUGCAAAAUGGCCCGACGCAGUUAUGGUGACUUCAGAAUCGAGAAAAGUUAAAGGCCCUCAAGUGGAAACGCAAACGGAUGCAGCAAAUUCCUUGCGCACCACAUUCGUUCAAUCGUCGUUCAGCACAGCCCCGGUGGAUCGGACGAACUCACCCAUAAACAUUAGGCAAGUUAAACAGCAAGCGGAAACCGAAAACGGUGACAUUGGCACUAGCGCGGCUCCACAGGAGUUCCUCGACGAUAUCGGUAACACUGGAAUACACGCAGCGCAAGUGACUAUAACUUCGUACACAACAAGAGAGAGUGACUAUCAAGAGCAAGAGAAAGAUGUGUUGGACCCGGUGCUACAACUGCAGCCAAAUAUGGUGGAAGCGAGUGACAACAUGAAGACAGUUGCAGCGCCCAAUAUGCAAGUGAACGAGCAGAACAAAAAAGCUUACGGGGGAGCAGCUGAAAACAUGACACAGCCGAGAUCGUACGUCACUCUGACGGCCUAUGAGAUGGUCUCAUCCAGUGACUCAGUGGGGAUGGGACAUGAAAUUCACGAGAAUGCAUGUGUGAGUCGCACAGAGAAAAGUACGAAAAAGCAGCGAGAUAGGGAAGGCAAUGUUCAAACAAGGGACUACGACGUGUUGGAUACUCGGGCUGAGCGAAAAGAUCAGACGUGGGGAGCGGAUGAGGGCGAUCGCAAAAAGAGGGGCGAGGAGAGUUAUGACAGGAAGAGGCGGACUCCAGAUGACCUAAUGGAUGAAAGUGAAACAAGUAAAAGGCGUAGGUCAUUAUCGUUAGAAAUUAGACAAGAAAUAACUAUUCGGAGCACAUCCAUCACACCGGAUAGCAUGUGGGUCAUCGAAACCGACUUGCGUAUCAAAUCACCAAUGGAGCUCUCUAAUCCUGGAUUACUGUUGUCGGAACUUGAGGAGGAGAAAACGGGGGAUGUAGUGCUCGAUUUUGCUCCGAAGUAUACGAAUUAUGGAGUUGGCCAGAUCGAGGUCGAUGAAUCACGGUGUCCAUUUAUUGUAGGUGGGAAAAGAGGCACUCCGGAUAAGAUGGACGGAGCAACAACACUGGGGAACCAAUUAAGAGAAGAGUGGUCGCCAAACCAAUGCACGAGCACCGACAUAUUAGAAGAAAACCAAAAACCCAGUAGGUACGAACAUCUGGUAGACGACAGGACUCAAAUGAAGGACAUCGAUCUACAAGGUAGACGGAAGACUGAAGACAGAUUGACCGCACAGAGUGAAAUGUACUGCAUGUGCAGAGCAGAGUGUGUAGAGUCUAUUACAGAGAUCUUUCAUAGAGGAACUAACUUAGAGGGGACGUCAAAAGGGGUGAUUAAAACAGACACAUCAGAAUUAUCAGGACAACAAUUCGAGUUGAACGAGGGGACAACGGUAAUGCAUGCGCGCGUUCAGAUUAGGCGAAGUACAUACAAUGAACCAUUGAGUUUAGAGUGUGAGCCAUUAAAAUAUGAGGUAGGGGUGUCAGAAGCUGGUCCGACCUCGGACCUGGAAAACAGCUUGAAGUCAAUAGAAGGGAAGAUCAAAGAACCCGGCUCAGUAGAAGUAGCAAGCGAUAACGUAAUUGAUCAGUCAGUCUCGAAAG
Messenger RNA from Dicrocoelium dendriticum, 6930 nucleotides. The record is from the annotation of a GenBank genome assembly. NCBI's taxonomy places the organism in Eukaryota, Metazoa, Platyhelminthes, Trematoda, Plagiorchiida, Dicrocoeliidae.